AUGAAACGACUAAAUCGGGAACAAUCUGGAAAAGGUAAUCUAGCCGGAAUCGGUUCAUCAAUUCCUCCAUCAACAGCAAUGUAUUCGGAUAGUAGCAGUGGUAACUAUAACGGUUAUCAAUUAGACAGCACCCAAAUGAUGAUUACACCAGGAAAUCACGAGACUGCAAUUCAUGAUAUGAGUAACAGUGCUGCUGCAGCUACUGCUUAUUGGAAUAGCUCAAAUUUGCCACAGCAUAAUCCGUACACUCAACUUAUGACUGGCAGUUAUAAUGGGACUAUGUUGCCGAUGCAUUCAGCUACAGAUGACGAUUACACACGUUCCCUAUCAGUUACUGCUUCCGUUGCAUAUCCGGUUCCGGUUUCCGCCUCUACAACGCCUGCAAAUGGUGAUGUUGUUGAAAUUGGCAAGUUAUACGAUAAUGAUAAUAGUAAUCCGGGUGUUAUGGUACCUCCACCAAUGUAUUCAACACAUCAUAGUACCACAUGUUAUCCACAAUAUUUUCCUUCAUAUGUGCCUCCGUUUCAAUCUGAUGAUAAACAAAUGCCGGAAAGUUUAGCAAGUUCAUAUUUGAGUGGGGCAAGUGACAUGAUGAGGCGUGAAGAUGUUGCCGCACCGCUUCAUUUCUACACUCAUCCAUUGCAGAAUGCUGGUAUAACAAAUAUUGAAGAUACAAGGAAUGUUACAGCAACCGCGCCAUUAAUUCCAACGCUGGAUCCUUAUAAUACUAUGUCACCUGUUACCGCACCAGCUACUGUUAGACCGGAUUUGGUAGGCGGCGUAGGAGUACCGGUAUCGCGUGAUCAGUUCGAUUAUACUGGUAUAUUAGGUGGUCCUGGUAGUGUGAAUGGGAUGACAUCAGCUACCUCCACAUCAUCAUUAGGUACCAUUGGAAUGAGUACACCGCGAGUUAGCACUAAGAAACGAUCAAAAAGCGUAAAAUUGGAUUCGGAUGACGAUGCAAGGUCAAAUGAUGAUCGUGAAGCUGAUCGUCGUAGUGCCAACAACGCUCGUGAAAGAAUUCGGGUUAAAGAUAUUAAUAUGGCAUUUAAAGAACUUGGUAAAAUGUGUGCUCAGCAUUUACAACAGGGCUCCGAUAAAACUCAAACGAAAUUAGGCGUAUUACAUCAAGCUGUGGCUGUCAUCACCGGACUUGAAGAGCAGGUACGUCAGAGGAAUUUGAAUCCGAAAGCAGCAUGCCUAAAAAGGAGGGAAGAAGAGAAAACUAUGCCAUCUAUGCCAACAGGGAACGAUGAUUUGAAAACACACAGUGGCGCAUUUCUACCACCACAAACAACCUUUCCGGGAACGAAUCACAUAAAUCAGUAG
Molecule: messenger RNA, 1329 nt
Organism: Acanthocheilonema viteae
Lineage: Eukaryota; Metazoa; Nematoda; Chromadorea; Rhabditida; Onchocercidae
Source: the annotation of a GenBank genome assembly